Neltuma alba is the source of this 2547-nucleotide messenger RNA. Its product is annotated as root phototropism protein 3. The record is from RefSeq and is a predicted model, not a curated record. The coding region runs from base 282 to 2303 and encodes 673 amino acids. NCBI's taxonomy places the organism in Eukaryota, Viridiplantae, Streptophyta, Magnoliopsida, Fabales, Fabaceae. The transcript has 4 exons.
UCAAACGAAAUGAUAUCUUCUGGUUAUUCCAUGAAUUUUCAGAGUUGAAAGAAAUCACAAACCCAAGUUUUAUCCCCAGGAACAUGUCCAAGAUAGAUCUUCAAAUUUGCUUCAAGAAGCCGACAAUUUCAAGAUAAUUCCAACCACCACCCCAUGUGGGUUUUGUUUCCUCUUCUAUCUUCUUCUUACUCUUGAUUGUCUCCGUUCACUUUUCCUGAUUCAGAGCUGCUUCCCCUGGAAAAUCCAGCACAGUAACAUUCUGGGAAAAUCUCGGUUUCAGCAUGUGGGAAUCGGAGAGCGAGUCAGCUUCAGCAAGGGAAUAUGGGUCUGGCCUUCUCACUUCAACCAAUCAACGGGUCAAGACUGAUGGGAUUCAGCGAAGAGGCCACUCUUGGUAUGUUGAUACUGAUGUACCAAGUGACUUUCUUGUUCUAAUUGGAGAAGUUAACUUCCACUUACACAAGUAUCCUUUGCUGUCAAGAUGCGGAAAGCUAAACAGAAUCGUGAAUGAAUGGCGCGAUCCGGACUUGAAUAAGAUAACUAUGGAAGAUUUGCCUGGUGGAGCUGAGGCUUUUGCACUUGCAGCUAAAUUCUGCUAUGGAAUUGCUGUUGAAUUAACAGCAGGCAAUAUUUCAGGCCUAAGAUGUGCUGCUGAGUAUCUAGAAAUGACUGAGGACCUAGAAGAAGGCAAUCUCAUAUUCAAAACUGAAGCAUUUCUUAGCUAUGUGGUUUUGUCUUCUUGGAGAGAUUCCAUAGUUGUGCUGAAGAGCUGUGAGAAGCUCUCGCCAUGGGCGGAGAACCUUCAGAUUGUUCGAAGAUGCAGCGAGUCCAUAGCUUGGAAAGCUUGUGCCAACCCAAAAGGAAUAAGGUGGGCAUAUACUGGAAGACACCCUAAGGUUACUAGCCCAAAAUGGAAUGGCAUGAAAGAUUCAAGCCCUAGUGGGAAUCAUCAGGUUCCUCCUGAUUGGUGGUUUGAAGAUGUUUCAAUCCUUAGGAUUGAUCACUUUGUUAGAGUCAUCACUGCUAUCAAGGUAAAGGGUAUGAGAUUUGAAUUGAUUGGAGCUGCAAUAAUGCAUUAUGGUACCAAAUGGCUACCAGGAUUGAUAAGUGACAUAACAACAGCUGGAGAUGAAUCAAGCAACUACAGUGUAAGUGAUAGUAGUAGUGUUGGUGGCGGCGGUAGCUGGAAAGGCGGACUUCAUAUGAUUGUGGCCGGAGCCAGGGAUGACUCUUCAAGCAGUCUUCAGGCUAAAGAUCAAAGGAUGAUCAUUGAGAGCCUCAUCAGCAUAAUUCCACCACAGAAGGACAGUGUUUCAUGCAGCUUCCUUCUUAGGCUAUUGAACAUAGCAAACAUGCUAAAAGUUGCACCAGCAUUAAUAACUGAAUUAGAGAAAAGAGUGGGAAUGCAAUUUGAGCAAGCUACACUGGCUGAUCUUCUGAUUCCUUCUUAUGGUAAAAGUGAGACCAUGUAUGAUGUGGAUCUUGUUCAGAGGUUACUAGAGCAUUUUCUUGUUCAAGAAGUAACUGAGAAUUCGAGUCCCCCUCGGCUGUCAUUUUCAAACAAGAAUGCGGCUGGUAACAUCAAUGCCAAGACAAGAGUGGCAAGACUUGUUGAUAGUUAUCUUACAGAGGUAUCCAAAGAUAGAAACCUUUCCCUCACAAAAUUUCAGGCACUUGCAGAAGCCUUGCCUGAGUCAGCAAGGACCUGUGAUGAUGGACUUUACAGAGCAAUUGAUUCCUAUCUUAAGGCACAUCCAGCACUUUCUGAGCACGAAAGGAAGCGGCUCUGUCGCAUAAUGGACUGUCAGAAACUCUCCAUUGAUGCCUGUAUGCAUGCUGCACAAAACGAAAGGCUUCCAUUAAGGGUAGUGGUGCAAGUCUUAUUCUGUGAACAGGUAAAGAUAAGCAAUGCAUUAGCCCAUACAUCUCUCGGAGAUGACAUGGAACCUCACUACUACCAGCCAAUGAUCAUGAACCGAAAAACACUUCUAGAAGGGACACCACAAUCAUUCCAAGAAGGAUGGACAGCUGCGAAAAAGGACAUUAACGCGCUGAAGUUUGAGCUUGAGAGCAUGAAAGCCAAGUACUUGGAGCUUCAAAAUGACAUGGAAAAUCUGCAGAAACAGUAUGAUAAGAUGGUGAAGCCAAAACAAAGUUCAGCUUGGAGCAGUGGUUGGAAAAAGCUGAGCAAGCUUACGAGAUUGUCAAAUGCUGAGAGUCAUGAUGUUGGACAGCAGAUUCCAGCUCCACCAGAACCAAACAACAUAAAGGUUCAUAGAAGGUGGAGAAACUCAAUAUCCUGAAAGACGAGAAUUCUCAGUUUUAUUAUAUGAUGAUUCUUAUGGUCUCUCUGGGUUUUGGAUCCUUUUCUUCCCUUCUGUCACAUCUGAUUCCUUUUUCUUUCAUAGUGGCUUCUUUGAAUUCUUAUAGCUGAAUCAUAGGAUCAUUGUGAUUUACCAUAAAUGUAAAUUAUAUCUUCUUCAUGUUUUCCAAUUAUACUUGAAUCACUGUAUAAUUUUGCAGAGUGUGGCCUUCCAUAUGACAAAA